AUGGGUGUGGGUGAAGAUCUCCUCUCCAAGGUCACGGCGACCAACGUGAUCCUGGGUCUGGUCGCCUAUUUGGUUCUUCAAUUCGUGUACCAGAUCGUUUAUUACCACUUUUUCCAUCCGUUGGCGAAAUUUCCUGGUCCAUUCUGGGGCGGCGUCACCCGACUCUGGAUUGCAUGGCAUAAUCUGCGCGAGACUGAACUGCAGACAGUAUACGAUCUCACCAAGAAAUACGGCCCCGUAGUCCGCAUCACACCCACGCUCCUGCUUGUCAGCGACCCCAAGAAGCUCCCCGACAUCUACCAUCGCAAUGCCGACAAAACGGGACACUACAUCACCGGGUCUUUCGGCGAGACCGAGUCUCUGUUCAACAUGCGCUCUCACAAGACGCAUGCGGCAUUCCGGAAGCACAUUGCCGGCCCAUACAGCUUUAGUAACGUCAAGCGCAUGGAGCCGCUCCUCGAUGCCCACAUUGAGCAUUGGCUACAGAAAAUCGACGAGAGGUUCGCCCGCACGGGCGCUGGUUUCGACUUCUCAUGGUGGGCAGUCUAUAUGGCAUACGACAUUAUCAGCGAGGUCGGCUUCGGUGCGCCCUUCGGUUUUGUUGAGCAAGGGCAAGACGUCGGCGGUCUGGUACAAGGCUUUCACGAUGGCCUCCCAGCAUUCGGUCUUCUGGCGCGUCUCCACCCCUUCACCAGCUGGAUGAAGACGACCUUCAUGAAGAAGUACCUAGUUGCGACUCCCCAAGAUGACUCGGGCAUCGGAGUCCUAAUGCGCUUUCGCGACCGACUCAUCGACCAGCGCCUGCGCGAUCUCGAAGAAAAGAAGGACAUCGGCCGGAUCGAUCUUCUCCAGACCUUCCUCGAGGCCCGCACCGAAGAGGGCAAGCCCCUAGACAUGGAGUAUAUCCGGGCAGAGGUCCUUUUGGUUCUUCUUGCUGGCGCCGACACCACCGGAACUGUCUUUCAAGCGCUGGUAUAUAACCUCAUCAUCCACACAGAGGUGUACGAGCGCAUGAUGGCCGAGAUCGAUGGUGCUGCCCGAAAGGGCCUCAUCAGUCCAAUGGCCCAGUACCAAGAGAUUGUCGAGCACUUACCUUACUAUGCCGCGUGUGUCCGCGAGACCUUGCGCCUGAACCCCUCCGCGCCAAACCUCUUCCCUCGAUAUGUCUCCGAACCGGGUAUCGAUCUUUAUGGCCAGUUCGCGCCCGCAGGCACGGAGAUCUCGUCUAACCCAUGGAUCGUCCACCGCGAUCAGGAGGUGUUUGGCGCUGAUGCGAAUGUGUUCAACCCAGAGCGUUGGCUGGACGCGGAGCGUGCCAAGCUCAUGAACAAGUAUCUGUUUACUUUUGGUUACGGGACGCGAGUAUGUUUGGGCAAGGAUAUUGCCAUGAUGGAGCUGUUCAAGGGUCCUUUGCAGCUCUUCCGCAAUUUCAAGCUUCACUCUAUUGCCGGCAAACCUUCCGCGCAUUUUGUGAUCAAGGGAGGCGUGGGAUUCUGGCGUGAUAUGUGGGUAACGGUUGACAAGCGGGGGGGCGUGAAGGCGAUGUAG
This is a messenger RNA of Aspergillus neoniger CBS 115656, 1548 nucleotides long. RefSeq names its product cytochrome P450. The coding region runs from base 1 to 1548 and encodes 515 amino acids. NCBI's taxonomy places the organism in Eukaryota, Fungi, Ascomycota, Eurotiomycetes, Eurotiales, Aspergillaceae. The transcript has 5 exons. The record is from RefSeq and is a predicted model, not a curated record. Gene Ontology annotation, molecular function: monooxygenase activity; iron ion binding; oxidoreductase activity, acting on paired donors, with incorporation or reduction of molecular oxygen.